ACACUCAACGCACUGCGAUGAGAGCUCGCACGUGCAGUGUACACGCGACCAGCGUGAACGUGACCUACUAUUGGCUCGUAAGACAACGUUGUUUACGGUCACGCGGCGGCAUAUUUUCCUGAAUACGUUUCAAAUAACUUUUAUGCGAAUCUUUUUACGUCAGUUAGGGGACCCCUUCAACUUUUUCUUUGACGUCGUUAUCCCUGUGAUGAGAAAUUUGUUGUGUACCUAUUAAUUUCAACCGCGAAAAUGUGUAACCUCAGUCGUGAUUGUAUUAUCGUGCGGUGUGCUUUUGGUCUAAUAAUCAACAAAGAAAGUGUCCAUACAGUAUAAAGAUUUUUUAUAUAUAGAAGAUGGAAUGGGUACUCCGAAGCCCUCAGAUACACAGCACAUUUGGUAACCUGGGAUUUACACAUGGAGAUGGGUAUCACGUGAAUGAAAACUGCAAUGCGGCCCUUGAGACGAUCCUGCACAAUAUUUUAACAGAAGACAAGUAUUUAAGAUCAUAUCGUAAAAGUAUUCGUUUUGGUGAAAAUAUAAAGAAAGACCUCAUCCCAUUGUUGAUAAAUGCAAAAAACGAUACGACAUUGGAGCUAUUGAUUAAAAUAUUGCUUAAUUUGACUAUACCUGUAGAAUGUUUGCUCUCUGUGGAAUUAAUAUCACAAACAGAUUUUGGACGGCAUACCGUAUUUGAGAUCAAUAAUUUGCUUACGGCUACGAAGGCAGCAUUUACGGACCAUCGAACAACUAGAGUUAUCAUUGAUUUUUUAAAGAAAUAUUUAGAUAAUGAACAGAAAUCAAAAUUAUCUAUGGAACAGUGCACGAAUAUCAGCAAUUGCCUUUUAUUGCUGAGAAAUAUACUACAUAUACCUGAAGACAAUAGUGGCCAAAGCCCUAGUUACAAUGGAACAAAUAGCUCUGUGCAAAACCAGAUUCUGUGGAACAUUUUUAGCCAAAGUAUUGAUAAGGUUCUUAUUAAGCUGAUGGUAAUGCCUGAUGCGACCUACUGGGGAGUAACAAUGGUACAACUUAUAGCCUUACUUUACAAGGACCAACACGUCGUCACGCUGCACAAACUAUUGAAUCUAUGGCUAGAGGCAUCUUUGUCAGAAAGUUCCGACGACAAUGAGAGUAAUACUUCUCCUCCCGACCGAGGAAGUGAAGAUUCAUCUCCCAUGUUGACUUCGGAUCCUACUUCAGAUUCCUCUGAUACGGGUGGUAGUGGCAAAAGCAAUGAUGAACCCAAUUCGGUAAAUAACGGGUGGGACUCUACUGCUUCCAUGAACAAUAUAAGUGAGAAUGGUAAUCAACCGUACCAAGAAACAACACUCGCUGAAACUAAAGUUACUAUUCAAGACAAGAGCGAUUCCAUUGAAAAUACCGUCGAAUCUCAAAAAUCUGAUGACGAUACUCACACAAGCUUGGGCGAAAAAAAAGCAAAGAAUCUAUCGGAACAAAGUUCGCACGCUCAACCAGAUAAAAAGAGUGAAAAGACUCCAGUGUCUGAAGCUUCUGACUGCGGGUAUGGAACACAAAUGGAAGUACAGGAAUCUAUAUCUACAUCAAGCAACGAGGAUGAGCUCCCGACGAAGAAACCUGUCCAUCAAAAGCCACAUAAUCCCAAGCAGAGAGCAAAUAACAAAGUGCGCUCAGGUGUUAUGUUGCAGUAUAGAAAACGGAAGAAAAUCGUAAAAAGGGGCAAAACGAAUACCAUAAAUAUCCAAGGUCUGUCACAUAAAACACCUACAGACGACGAUAUAUCCAAUAUCAUGAAAGAGUUCACCGUGGUUUUCCUUUUGAAAGGAUAUAAUUCCUUAGUUCAAACACUUCACGAUCAAAUUUUAACUAACAAGCAGGUAGAAAUCGAUACAUCGCAUUUCUUUUGGCUCGUCACAUAUUUUCUGAAAUUUGCCACGCAAAUAGAACUGGACUUGGAGCACGUUUGUUCAGUUCUCACAUAUGAUAUAGUAUCAUACUUAACUGCAGAAGGUGUUAAUUUGUGUGAACAGUUUGAGCUGGCAAUAAAAUUAGAUGGAAACGAUUUGAAGCCUAGCCUAAGGAGACUGCAUCUGGUUGUUACUGCCAUACGAGAAUUCGUACAAGCGAUGGAAAUAUACAAAAAGUUGGGACAUAUGUGUAAAGAUGACCAAGAAACAUUAUUAAAACUACAAGUAAAAAUGUGUGAGACUGAAGAAUUGAGAUCAUUACUAGUUCUUCUCUUACGUUAUUAUGAUCCAAAAUAUCAUUCAAAACAGUAUUUACAGGACUUGAUUGUAACAAAUCACAAUUUGCUGAUGUUCUUGGAUAGCGUUAUGAAGUUGCCGGAAUACAGCGGCAGCACCAAUAUGAACGAUCAUAUAAGGCAGUUUGCGACACCUGAAAUAAUGUUUCAAUAUGGACUUCUAUUGGAGGACUACGCUAGCAAUGGCGAAUUCGUAAACGAUUGUAUCUUCACGCUGAUGCAUCACGUUGGAGGCGAAUUGGACUCACUUAUUACUUUGUUUCAACCUAAGAUACUAAAAACUUUUACUUCUAUUUGGAAAUCCGAAUUUGAAAUUUGUGAUGAUUGGUCUGAUCUCAUUGAGUAUGUUAUAAAUACUUUUAUCAAGAAACCGCACACGCUACAGAGCAACACUAACUUUAGACUAACUACGGAAUGUUUCGACGACGAUAAAAUAUUUGUCAAACCUGUGGCUACUCCUAUCAAAGUGGUGAAACAAAACAUCCAUAACAAGGCUAAAAAAGAUGUGAGUCCUUCGCCCGAUUCAUCUAAGGAUAAUUGGACGGAAGAAGAAUUAUCUUCAUUGAGUUGGCUCUACAUGCAAUGUAGCAGUCUGUCAGAUGUUAUCGGAGAAAUCAUCAAACUUUACAAGGAAGACGGUAUUAUUAAGACUAGAAGUUCAUUGAUAAAGGAACUUUUGAAACAGAAUCUCAUUAAUGAUGACGAAUAUAAACAAUAUCAACAGCAGGAGACUGAACGCACUGCUAAGAUACUUCAAGUUCACGAGGUGGCUAGAGAUGACGAAAUUAGCAAAUUAUGUGACCAUUUAAAGAAUGACGGAAAAUCAAAGUUCUUGGAUUGGGUACAGAAAGUUCUCCUUGACACGUGUUUUGCUAAACAUUACAUCGAAAAGAAGAACAAUGAGCAAAUCGAGACCCCGGCAGAGAAUAAAGAAUUUAAAUUGAUGAAUUUCGAGCUGUUCAAAAAGAAAUCGAGUAGAUUGCCGGAAAUGUCGCCCGUCUCUUAUCAUUCUUUACUGUUGAAUCAGUCCGUGCCACUAGUUCCGUGGAACUGUGAGCAAGCAUCUAUUUGCAAGGAUUUGAAGUUCCUUCAACUACUGCAUAAGCUGGGUUUCCAUAUGCCAGUCGAUUCCGGAAAAGUUUUUAUUCGGAUACCACAUUUUUGGACUUCUAACUUCCUCUGCGAAGUAGCAUCGAAAAUAUCGCCCAUAGAUACAUCUAAACUGAAGUUUUCUUUGGACGAUGUAUUGAAUGACGCCACACCUUGUACUCAAAACAGUUUUAGAAUACCAUCGGGCCUCGUUAGCGACAUUACUAUGAUCGAGACGCCAGACAAUUUUUAUCAACAAAAACAUCUCGCCGCAAUGGUCAACUAUACACCAAUGCCCGGGUCAUCUUUUAAUCCCGAGAAUGAAGAAUUACAUAGACAAAACUGGCUAGACGUAGUGCAAAAGUCACAGGAAUAUAAUAUGUCACUGGGGAUGGGAAGUUCUCUGGUUGAAAAAGAUGAAAGAUGCAUGGACGCGGCUAUGCAGAGAACCGCGGCCGACGUGAUCGUAGCCACCCCCACCCCGCUAUUAGACGAUUUGAGAAAUACCCCCACUCUCAUGUCAGUUUCCUCGCUCGUCAUGCCACCUAUCAUGAGCAUGAAGCAGGACAAUUCUAAUUACCAUCUGAACUUAGCCGAGUCAGAGUAUUACAAUAAUAGCGUGUGUGAAACUGCAUCUGUUACCUCCAAUUUAACCAGAAUGUACAUGUCAGACGAAGACGAUAAAGAAGUAUUAAUUAAUCCCGUCAUUGACGUUAGUACCAUGUUGGACGACCAAUUUUCAAGUGAUUCCGAAAGCACUAUCGCAGAAAAACGGCCGCGAGUUGAAUUUUAACAGGUUUUUGCAGGUAUUUUACUUAAGAGUAGGUUUUAUAGAAGCUGGCAUUGAUGUAUAAGUAUUUGUUACAAUUAAACUACAAUUAAAAUGAAACAAAUCAUGAUGAUAUUUUUAGCUAUGUACCUAAAAUUAAUAAUAAAUUAGCUAUAAAAUAUACUUACAAAAUGAGAGAAUAUAAAGAGUUCGAAACUAGUAAUUAUAUUUACUGUUUUUUGUAAUUUAAGGAAUUGUUAGUGUGCAUUUUAAAACAUGUUAUAUACCUACCUAAUAAUAAUAAUAGAAGCGAGAGCUGUGUUUUUAAAUAAUUUAUAAAUUUUAAUAAUUUUUAUUGUAUUUUUCGUAUAGCACCCAUGAAAAGUUGUUUCUAUUCUACUAUAAAGAAUUAUGUAAUAAGUAGAUACAUAUUAGGUGUUGUAAAAUAAAACAGUCACGUAAUUCAA
Molecule: messenger RNA, 4567 nt
Organism: Amyelois transitella
Lineage: Eukaryota; Metazoa; Arthropoda; Insecta; Lepidoptera; Pyralidae
Gene: tim
Product: protein timeless
Exons: 17
Coding region: 354-4124 (1256 amino acids)
Biological process (GO): DNA repair; replication fork arrest; DNA replication checkpoint signaling
Cellular component (GO): replication fork protection complex
Molecular function (GO): DNA binding
Source: RefSeq, a predicted model, not a curated record